Molecule: messenger RNA, 4776 nt
Organism: Trichoplax adhaerens
Lineage: Eukaryota; Metazoa; Placozoa; Uniplacotomia; Trichoplacea; Trichoplacidae
Exons: 21
Coding region: 1-4776 (1591 amino acids)
Biological process (GO): protein localization to kinetochore; attachment of spindle microtubules to kinetochore
Cellular component (GO): nucleus
Source: RefSeq, a predicted model, not a curated record
AUGGCAUCAAAAACGAAGAGAAGAAGCAGUAUCCUAAAAUCUACCCAGUCGCCAAGAUUAAGUAUCGAAGGCGAACUACAAGUCAACAAGGAAAAUGACGAUAUAGGGAAAUCAAGGGCUAAGAAGAAGAGGAGAUCAUCUAACAGAAGAGUUAGUUUUGCGGAUACAAACGAUAUCAAAGAAUUCAUUCGAGAUGAAGGUAUUUUAUCUCAGCCUGCUAAGCUUCCUAACCCCUCAAUACCAGGUUUAGAAAUGUUACUCACUGGGGAAAUUAAAACAUCGCCACUAGAAAAUCAAAGUGAAGUAGAAGAUAACUUUGGUAAAUCUAAGAAUGAGCCCCUUAAGGAAAUUAUUAAAAACAUGAAUACCACAAUGGAAAUGACAUGCGUGGCAAAUAAUCAAACUUGUGACAAGACUUUAACUGAUCGUACUGAAUUAAAAAAUGAAACCAUGGAACUUACCUAUUGGAAAGAAACUAGCACUGGCGAGAAUAUUGCUCGCUUAGGUAAUAAUCCGCCUGAAGAAAGCAAUGAAGAUUCUUUCUAUGGUAAAGAUCUACCGGAAACAUCGAUGCAAUCAUUUAUCGACACAUUAAUACCAACGGGUGGUCAGAACUUCUGUAUUCCGCCAGAAAGGGAUUUCAGCAAUGAAAAUGUUACUCGUAUACUAUCGUCAAUUGCUACUCCUCCGUUCAAGAAAUUCAAAAAAGAAUCUACAGUCGAAACUGAAAAUACAGCUUUCGAAAAUUUGUCAAUGGAAUUUGACAGUAUGCUAGAAGUUACUCCACUAGAUGGUGGGCCAACUAAAUCUUCAGCUAAAGCAGUUAACGAAUCUAUUCAAGUAAAAGCUGUUAAUAAUUCGGCACUCUCUGAAAAUUUGACCACAAACGACGAAAAUUCAAACACAAUAAAUAAAUCCGAUAUAAAUCAGCCUAUGACGUCUGAUGUUUUACAAAUUGUAGCUAAAGAUUUUAUUGCUAGCAAGGGAGAAUAUACGGAAUUUCAUGAUUUACAUGACAUUCUAUCUGAGACAACAGCAGAAAAACAUGAUCUGAACGAUGAAGACCAAACAACUUCAAUGGGUACAUUUUACUUAGACUCUCAAGCAAUUACUGAAAAAGCCAACACAAAUGAUAAUAACGUAACAUUGCCAUCACCAAAAGUAGUUACCAGUAAAAUGUCUACAAUUGAAAAACAGAUGGAAUGCUCCGAUAUUGAUCUUACUUUAUGUGAAAGUAGUCAUCCAAUUUCGCAACUGCCCGAUGCUUCAGUAGAAUUAGUGCAGACCGACGCAACUAUACGCGAAAAUGAAAGUACUGAUAAUUAUUCAGUCCCGACAGCAAUCAAUAUCCAAAACACCGAAAAUUCUAAUCAUUUUAGCUUAAAUAAUACAAGCCCCCCUCAAUUACCAGACUCAAAACGUAAUUCUGAUACUACGAUAGGCCCGAUAGAAUCGCCGGUAUCUGAAAUACGCGUAAAAGCUACGAACUGUUCGAAAACUACUUUCGAAGAAAUACACUCGGAAUCGAAAGAGCCGUCAAUUAUUUCAAGCCAAAUAGAACUGGCGACUUCGAAAGAUGUAAACCUUGAAUCUAUGUUGAUAAGCGACAUUGAUACUAUCGUCAAGCCUACUCUUGUAAUUUCAAGCACCGCUUUUAAGUCACCAUUGCGCACGAUAAAUACCUCAUUGGACUUAAACUGGAGUUUGUCGGUCAAGAAUGAAAAUAUCCAAAAAAGUCAUACAAUCAACGAUACCACAACGUCAGUGAAUGAAAGCAUGGAUGUUACAGUUAAAUCACCACUUCCACAGCUAAGCAAUUCUUCAGAUUUACUUCAAAAUCAAUCUAAAAGAGAAGAUAUUACUAACCCUGAUAUUGAGCCGAAAACAUUAGCGAAUAGCUUAAGAUGUAAUGACGACUGCGAUGGUAGUCAUAUUAAUUCGAAUAUGAACGCUAGUAACGCUGUGGUUGCUGAAUCCAACAUCAAUGCCUCAAUUAUCCGAUCUAAUCCUGACAAGGCAUCAAUAAACAAUAACACAGUUACCUUAAGCGACCCUGUCAAUAAACCGACUGAUGGUGAUACUUUUACCAAGAAUGAACUAGAGAUUAUGAAAUGUAACAGCUUUGAUGACAUAAAAGAACAAUUUGAAUUACGAAACGAGGCUCCUAUUGAUUUAGUAUCAAUUUCUAAUGCCUCAGAGGAUACUGAAAACUCUAAAGAAAUCAAUGCUACCUCACCCGAUAAGCAGCAAUUAACGACUGUUGAUACGCAGCCCAUGACUACGGAAGAAAGUCAUACGGAGCCUUCUUACUCUUUGGAAGAUUUAUUAAGAUACCUUGGUAUCAGCUUCGGUAACAAAUACUGUACGAAGCGAAGGCACACCACUUAUCGAGGAAUUGAUAAGCAUCCUCCGACUUUAGCUGAGGCUUGGAAAGAUCAAGCAAUUACACGAUUGAAAGUUGAUUUAUAUAAUGACGCUAGUAGCUCCAUAGAGGAACGGAUUGAGAGUUUGGAUUCCGAUAGUAAUAAAUGUGCUAGAAAAUUAAUUACUAUGUUGCCAGAACUUUAUGCAGACCUCGGAAAGAAUGAGAAUGCCAAUAAUAAGAUCAGUGACAUAGAAGGAGAUAUCAACCAGCAAAAGCAAACAAAAGAAGCCAGUGAACAGUUGUGCCUUACAAUGCAGAAAGCUAUAGAAAAUGGUGUUGCUAAUCUGGAGCGAAAAGCUAAUGAAAAAGAGAACCAACGAAACGAAGAGAUAGAACUUCUGAAUAAGGAAUUACAAGUUAAGCGUAGUGAAAUUGUGCAGGAAGAAACUAAGGCCGGAUCUUUUGAAGCACAAAAACAAGAACUUAUACAAAAAAUUAGCGAUAUCAAGAACAAGAUAAUAGACAAGCGUUAUCUAAUAAAAGAAGCGACAGAACGGAUUUUAUACAACUCAGUUGUUAACAUCGAUAUCCUGAAAGACAAAUAUCCCUAUAGAUCCGAAGAAGUAAAGCUAUGGCGUGAAGUUCAGAAUAAUGUAACUAGAAUAUACAGCUUCAGCAAACGAUUAUUCUACAUCGAUAUUUUGCAUCCUGUUUUGUUACGAGAUCCUAAGUUAAGUCUUACAUUCCAUAGUGAGAAGCUUUAUUUCCGUGUAGUUUUUGAUGAUCUAACAAGUUUGUACAGCUGUGAAGGCACAAGCAAAUACCCAUCGUUUGCCAUUUUAAGUUUUAUUGGCAGCACCAGUUGGAUAUUGGGAGAUUUUGGUAAAUUUUUAGCGACGCUAAGACAGCCUGGUUAUGGUUCGAAUUUUAUUUUUCAUGUCUUAAUAUCAGUUUGUAUUGUCGUUUUACCAAUCGUAACAUGGGAAAGUUUAAAUACAGAUGAACAAAAUCGUCCCAAUUUUAUGAAUCAAGAAAGCCAAGUUGCUACAGAAAUCUUACGCCAUUAUUGCAUACACAAAAAUUUACUACCAACGAUCGUACGUAAUAUUAAGUCCAAUUAUAAUAGUAAUCAUCCGAAAUCAUUACCUUAUCUUGAUUCUCAUCAUUACUUAAAUCGUUUAAUGUAUUACACAUCUUGUAGUAUACCAGCAAGUACAGUUUUAUUAGCUUGGGGUCCAAAAUCGUCGGGUAAAUCAUUAGGUAUUGAUCUCAUUGGCGAUUACUGGGCUAAGCAUAGUCGACUUGUAGUCAAAGUAGAAUUAACCCAAUUACAUCGGCAUGAUGAUCACCAUCAACAGCAAUAUCCACUCGCUAUUAUGAGAUAUACAAUAUUAGGCCAUGGACAAUAUCAAGCUUUGACCCUGCAGGAAAUGAAAGAAAUCGACCAAGCCUAUCGUCAUUAUCGUCGAAUACUUAAAAACUUCCACCAUCAAGAUUGGUAUAAUUUCUCUUGGCUAAGCUAUUUAAUAAGCGAUAUAACAUUUACCUUAAAUCGGCGUUUAUAUAACAUUAAAAGUUAUUUAAAAGCACGACUAGGUGAUGGCCUCCUUCAACCAUUAACAACGCAAUCUGUUCCUACAUUAACAUUACUACGUAUUUUAUUAAAUAGCAUUACAACAGUCAGGCCUGAAAUUAGUCCAGUUUUAAUUGUUGAUCUACAAGCAUUAGAUUAUCAAAUUGAUCAGCGAUGGCGUCAAGAUUUUCAUAGUUUAAUGAACAAAAACUAUCUUGGGCAAAACAAUUUCGUACCAGUAAUUGUUGAAGUUUCUUUUCACUUUUGGGCUAGUGAAAGACAUCAUUUGCAUAGUAUUGAAUCGGUUGCAUCUUUAUUACUAGAUGAAAUGGAGGUUGAGAAUGCGCGACAAGAUGUUGUUUAUAAUUAUAAAUUAUGGAAUGAGGGCGAAUUUGAGCGUAUAUGGGAUACCAUUGGUGGCCAUGCUGGCUCAUGGAUUGCCUUAUUUUCUAAAUAUCAACAAUUGAAAACAAAUCACGAUAUCAAUACAGCAUUGCAGUUAGCUAUAGACGAGAUAUCCUGGGAUGCAUGUAUGCAACUAAUGUCGGCCAUGACCCAUGCUGAACAAGACCAUCAACUCAAAUUAGUUGGGCAAGGACAAAAGUUACAUCAAGCCAUUCGAACUUAUCUUGACUGCUUAGUUAGGCAACCGCGACAAAAUCAAAAUUGUCAAGACGGUCAUGGUAACGCUAUCGCACAAUAUUUACUCUCCCAUCAUAUUUUGUAUAUUGAUUCGCAAUUUCAAAUUAAAGUACAAAAUAAAAUUUUACAACGUGCUAUUACAGGGCGAUGCUUUAAUAUUAAUUCGUUAACUUCUCAAGACGUAUUUAGAAAUUAA